Pteronotus mesoamericanus is the source of this 5319-nucleotide messenger RNA. RefSeq names its product notch receptor 4 (gene NOTCH4). Gene Ontology annotation, biological process: multicellular organism development; Notch signaling pathway; regulation of DNA-templated transcription. NCBI's taxonomy places the organism in Eukaryota, Metazoa, Chordata, Mammalia, Chiroptera, Mormoopidae. The record is from RefSeq and is a predicted model, not a curated record. Gene Ontology annotation, cellular component: membrane. Gene Ontology annotation, molecular function: protein binding; calcium ion binding; signaling receptor activity.
AUGCAUCCCCCUUCACUGCUGCUGCUGCUGCUGCUGCUGCUGCGCUGCUCUGUGGUGAAGACCAGAGGGCUGCCUUGUGGGAGUUUCUGAGAACGCUGUGCCAAUGGAGGCACCUGCCUGAGCCUGUCUCAGGGCCAAGACACCUGCCAGUGUGCUCCUGGCUUCCUGGGGGAGACAUGCCAGUUUCCUGACCCCUGCCAGGAUGCCCAGCUCCACCAGAAUGGGGGCAGCUGCCAAGCCCUGCUUCCGGCCCUUCCAGGCUCCUCCAGCCCCUUCUCUCUUGUAACCACCAGCUUCCUCUGCAUCUGCCCCUCUGGCUUCACUAGCGAGAGGUGCCAGGCCCAGCUCAAGGACCCCUGUUCUUCUUUCUGUUCCAAAAUGGGCUACUGCCACAUACAGGCCUUCAGGCUCCCACAAUGCUCCUGCUUGCCCGGACGGACAGGUGAGCAGUGCCAACUUCAGGGCUUCUGCUCAGCCAACCCCUGCUUGAACGGAGGGGGAUGUCUGACCACCUACCCCCAGAUCCAGUGCCACUGCGAACACAAUGUCAAUGAGUGUUUUCCAGACCCAGGACCCUGCCCCAAGGGCACCACCUGCCGUAACACCCUGGUGUCCUUCCAAUGUCUCUGCCCCACUGGACAGGAAGAUCUACACUGUGAGCUGUGGCCAGGACCCUGUCCCCCAACAGGCUGUCCCAAUGGGGGCACCUGCCAGCUGGUUCCAGGGAGAGACUCCACCUUCCAUCUCUGCCUCUGCCCCCCAGGUCUCACAGGCUUCAGUGGUAAGGUGAAUCCGGAUGACUGCAGGCACCAGUAUCAGAGUGGGGGCACGUGCCCAGAUGGGAGGGGCACCUACACUUGCCUCUGCUCAGAGGCCUGGACUGGCUGGGACUGCUCUGAAGAUGUGGAUGAAUGUGAGCCCCAGGAUCUCCCUCGCUGCAGAAACGGGGGUACCUGCCAGAACUCAGCUGGUGCCUUCCAUUGUGUUUGUGUAAGUGACUGGGGAGUCACAGGCUGCAAGGAGAACCUGGACAACUGUGCUGCUGCCACCUGUGCCCCAGGAUCCAUUUGUGUUGACCACAUGGGCUUCUUUUCCUGCCUCUGCCCACCUGGCCGCACAGGCCUGCUGUGUCACAUGGCGGACAUGCGCCUGAGCCAGCCAUGCCACGAGGAAGCCCAGUGCAGCACCAACCCAACAGGCGCCACACUCUGCCUGUGUCAGCCUGGCUACGCAGGGCCCACCUGCCACCAGGACCUGGAUGACUCUUCUCUCCUCCCAGCCCAGCGAGGCUCUGGUCCCUGUGAACAUGGCAGCUCCUGUCUCAAUCGCCCCGCUGCCACCGUUUGCCUCUGUUCCCCUGGCUACCCAGGCUCCUGCUGCAAGGCCAAUCACGAAGAAUGCCUCCCAUGCAGCACCUGACUGGACGUGCUUGCCACCUGCCACUGCCUCUGCCCACCAGGUACCAGCUGGAGUGGCUCCGAGAUGGAGACCGACAAGUGUGCCUCGGCUCCUUGCUUGAACCAGGCCUACUGCCACAACCAGCUCAAUGGCUUCCAGGGCACGCGCCUGCCCGAUGAGAGCAGAUUCUGCUCUACCCUCCCAGGAUUCACAGGCUCCCGCUGUGAGGAGGAUGUCAACAAGUGUGGCAGCUCUCCCUGUGCCAAUGGUGGGUAGUGCCAGGACCAGCCUGGGUCCUUCCAUUGCAAGUGUCUCACAGGCUUUGAAGGUCCACGCUGGCAGGUGGAGACAGGUGAGUGUCUGAGUGGCCCAUGCCCCAUGGGCCCCAGCUGCCUUGAUCUCCCAGGAGUCUUCUUUUGCCUCUGUCCCUCUGGCUUCACAGGGCAUCUCUGUGAGGUUCCCCUGUGUGCCCCCAACCUCUGCCAGCCCAAGCAAAAAUGCAAGCAUCGGAAGGACAAGACCUCUCUGCCCCUCCACUGCCUCUGCCCCAGUGGAAGCCCUGGCUGUGCCCCCACUGAGGACAAGUGCACCUGCCAGCACGGGCGCUGCCAGAGAUCCUCACAUGUGUCUGACGUGGGUUGGACAGGACCAGAGUGUGAGGCAGAGCUGGGGGUCUGCAUCUCCAUCCUGGCCCAUGGGAGGACCUGCCACCCCCAGCCCUCUGGCUCCAACUGCACAUGCCCCACAGGCUACACAGGGCCCACCUGCACUGCAGAGCUGACAGCUUGUCACUCAGGCCCUGCAAGAUCCAGCCCGUCCUGCUGCUCAGUGCUGGGGUGGGCUCUCUUCCUGGUUCCAUCUCUUUGCUUGCAGUGUGCCCCAGGCUACAGUGGACAGAGCUGCUCAAAGGAACCCAAUGCUUGUCAGUCCCAGCCCUGUCACAACCAUGGGACCUGCACCCCUAAACCUGGAGGCUUCCACCGUGUCUGCCCUCCAGGCUUUGCGGGGCUGCACUGUGAGGGGGAUGUGAAUGUGCCUGGUCCAGCCCUGCCCCUCAAAGACACUGCAGCCUGCCACUCUCUAGCAUAUGCCUUCUACUGCCAGUAUCUGCCUGGACACACAGGCCAGUGGUAUGAAAUGGAGACAGACCCCUGCCAGAGCCAGCCCUGCUCCCAUGGAGGGUUUUGUGAGGCCACAGCAGGACCACCGCCGGGUUUCAGCUGCCACUGUCCCAAGGGUUUUGAAGGCCCCACCUGCAGCCACAGAGCCCCCUCCUGUGGCCUCCAUCAUGGCCACCACGGUGGCCUGUGUCUGCCCUCCCCCAGGUCCGGCAUCCCACCCCACUGUGUCAGCCUCCGUGGCCACAGUCAGGCCGACUGCCUGACCCCACCUGCGCAGGGCUGUGGCCCUCCUCUUCCUUGCCUGCACAACAGCAACUGCUCAGAGACCUCCACGCUGGGGGGCCCAGGCUUUCGGUGCUCCUGCCCUCCCAGCUCCCCAGCGCCGUGUCAGAGACCCAGAGCAAAGAGAUGUGAGGGCACAGGCGGGGACAGGGCCUGUGAUACUGGCCGCAGUGGCCCAGAAGGAAACUGGGAUGGGGGACGCUCCCUGGAGGUCCUGGGCCCUUGGAAGGGCUGCCCCUCCCACUCCUGUUGCUCGCUUCUCGCAGAUGGGCAGUGCCAUCCGCAGUGUGACUCUGAAGAAUGUCUGUUUGAUGGCUACGACUGUGAGAUUCCUCCAGCCUGCACCCCAGCCUAUGACCAGUUCGGCCAUGAUCACUUCCACAAUGGGCAAUGCAAGAAAGGCUGCAACACUCCAGAAUGUGGCUGGGAUGGGGGCACCUGCAGGCCUCCUGACGGAGGUGGGAAUUCCAAGCGGGGGCCUUCCCGUCUCACCAGCGCCCCAGCCAACCAGCAGCUACUUUCCCUGGCCCAGGUACUGCCCCUGACGAGGGUAGAGCUCUGUGUGAGGAAGGAUAGUGACAGCAGAGACAUGGUGUACCCCUUUCCUGGGGCCCAGGCCAAAGAGGAGCUAGGAUGAAUCCCAGACCCCUCUCAUCAGGAGACAGCAGCCCCUCAAACGCAGCCUGUGGGCAAGGAGACGGACUCCCUCAGCACAGGGUUUGCAGUGAUGGGUGUGGAUUUGUCCCACUGUGGCCCUGACUACCCUGCAUCCCACUGUCCCUGGGACCCUGGACUCCUGCUCUGCUUCCUUGCUGCCAUGGCUGCAGUGGGAGCCCUAAAGCCCCUACUGCCAGGACCGCUGCUGGCUGCUCCCCCUCGUGCAGGCACUGGUAGGUGGCCCUCCAACCAGCUUCCCUGGCCUGUGCUGUGCCCACUGGUGGCUGGGGUGUUUCUCCUGGCCCUCGGGACUCUUCUCGUACUCCAGCUCAUCCGGCAGCAGCAACAGCAGCAGCACCAGGAGCACGGGACCCCCUGGCAGCCCCCUGGAUUUACUCAAAGGCCUCGGACUCAGCCAGCUCCUUGCCCACGCCAGCCACCACUGGAUCCCAAGGCUGAAGAAACGGCCUCACCUGCCAAGUGCCAGCUCUGGUCUCUGAGUGGUGACUGUCAGGAGCUCCUCCAGGCAGCCAUGCUGACUCCUCAGGAGUCUGAGAUGGAUAUCCCUGAUAUGGAUACCCAUGGACCUCAUAGGGUGACACUCCUGGUAUCAGCAGUCUACUCUGGGGGAGUGGAGUCCAGGACCUUCCAGGGGGCAUGGCUGGAAAGUUCAGAGUCCUGGGAUCCUCUGUUAGAUGGAAGGGCCUGCCCCCAGGCUCACACUGUGGGGACUAGAAAGACCCCUCUGCACCUGGCUGCCCAAUUCUCCCAGCCAACUGCAGCCCGCCACCUCUUUCAGACUGGAGCCAACCCCAACCAGCCAGACAGAACAGGGCGCACACCCCUUCAUACCGCUGUGGCUGCUGAUGCUUGGGAGGUUUGCCAGAUCACUCCUACUCCACAGCAGGCAGGCCACAGUGGAUGCAAGGAUGGGACCACGGCCCUGAUGCUGGCCGCCAGGCUGGCAGUGGAGGACCUGGUUAAAGAAUUGAUUUCAGCCCAAGCAGCUGUGGGAGCCAGAGAUAAAUCAGGAAAAACCAGUCUGCACUGGGCCGCCGCCGUGAACAAUACCGGGGUCGCCCGCUCCCUUCUCCAAGCCGGAGCCGAUAAGGAUGCCCAGGACGGCAGGGAGCAGAUGCCACUGUUCCUGGCCUCCCGAGAAAGGGAGGUGGAGGUAGUCUAGCUACGAGCGCUGGGGGCGGUCAGAGGACUGAGGGAUCAAGCGGGACUAGCGCCUGCAGACAUCGCUCACUAGAGAAAUCAGUGGGAUCUGCUGGCUCUGCUUCAAAGGGGGGGGCCACCAGGGACGCGUCACAAAACCACGCCGAGCCGCGGGGCGGGAGCCUUCGCGCGUGCGCAGACCGCCUCGGGAAGCGUGCUGCCGCGCGUGUACGGGGCUCUGUUGCGCAGCCAGACGCUGUCAGCGGGAACAGUCCCGCACGGGGGCGGAGUAGGUCUGCAAACCCAAACUUUGUCGGUAGAUUUGGCCGCGCGUGGGGGCGGGGCCUAUUCGCAGUGCCAAAGCCAAUCGAAAGGAGAAGCCGGAAGAGGCCCGCCCCGCGGCCGGAGGUUUUCCGCAGUCGUGUGCGAGCCGCGGCGCAAACGUGCAGUGGUACAAGGAAGAUCCGGGGUCGCGGCCUGGAGCGGGGGUGUGGCCUCAGCUGACUGGCCCUGAGACUGGGUGGCCUUGGGUGCCUCCGGUCCCACCUCCAACACUCUGAUUCCGCCUUCUUGCCUUUUUCCGUCCCCGGAUCGGGAAUCUCGAGUUCCUGUAGUCAGUCCCCCAGCCCACCAAGUAAUACCCUUAAAUGCAAUAAGCGAAGGUCAAAAGUAGAAGGCUAAUGACAGGGUGGGAUUCUAA